Molecule: messenger RNA, 686 nt
Organism: Asparagus officinalis (garden asparagus)
Lineage: Eukaryota; Viridiplantae; Streptophyta; Magnoliopsida; Asparagales; Asparagaceae
Product: 40S ribosomal protein S15a-like
Exons: 4
Coding region: 88-480 (130 amino acids)
Biological process (GO): translation
Cellular component (GO): ribosome; cytosolic small ribosomal subunit
Molecular function (GO): structural constituent of ribosome
Source: RefSeq, a predicted model, not a curated record
CCUUCUUUCUCAUUUGCUUUUGUUUUUUUUUCUUCCUAGGGUUAGGGUUUUGGCUUCGAGUCGCGGGCACUCAAAGGCUUAGUAAGGAUGGUGAGAGUCAGCGUCCUGAAUGAUGCUCUGAAGAGCAUGUACAAUGCUGAGAAGCGUGGUAAGCGUCAAGUCAUGAUCAGACCCUCUUCAAAAGUGAUUGUCAAGUUCCUUUUGGUUAUGCAGAAGCAUGGAUACAUUGGUGAGUUCGAAUAUGUGGACGAUCACAGAGCUGGAAAGAUCGUUGUGGAACUCAAUGGCCGAUUGAACAAGUGUGGUGUUAUUAGUCCUCGAUUUGAUGUUGGUGUUAAGGACAUUGAACCCUGGACCGCUAGGCUUCUCCCAUCCCGACAGUUUGGGUACAUUGUGUUAACCACAUCGGCAGGCAUCAUGGACCAUGAAGAAGCAAGGAGGAAGAAUGUUGGUGGAAAAGUGCUCGGCUUCUUUUACUAGGAGUUUUCACAUGAGGUGUGAUUUACUAUCCGAAGUUUCUUUUGAGGAACUUUCAUGGAAUUUUGGAGCUCAAUUGUCUUUUGGUUACUGUUUGUGGUGGAUUAAAACUUGUAUUCGAGUGCAGUAGUUUAUUGAGAAUUGUUAUUUGGAGUAGUAUUUCGGAAUUCUUAUAUGGAUCAAUACUAUAUUUUCUUUCUGUUCUGCUA